Messenger RNA from Lampris incognitus (smalleye Pacific opah), 1348 nucleotides. It is a transcript of the gene nkiras1, whose product is annotated as NFKB inhibitor interacting Ras-like 1. The transcript is spliced from 4 exons. Gene Ontology annotation, molecular function: GTPase activity; GTP binding. Gene Ontology annotation, biological process: canonical NF-kappaB signal transduction. The coding region runs from base 128 to 706 and encodes 192 amino acids. The record is from RefSeq and is a predicted model, not a curated record. Lineage: Eukaryota; Metazoa; Chordata; Actinopteri; Lampriformes; Lampridae.
ACUUCCCCGCCCCCCCAUUAUUAUUAUUAUUAUUAUUAUCAGAGCUGCUCUAAAUACAGAAAUGGACGGUCCGAUGCCGACGACCAAACCUUCAUAGACAGCGACGUCCUCUACAGCUCGACACGACAUGGGGAAAGGCUGUAAAGUGGUGGUGUGUGGCCAGGCAGCAGUUGGGAAGACUGCUAUUCUGGAGCAGCUACUGUAUGGCACUCACAACGUGGGUUCGGAGUCCAAUGAAACCCAAGAAGAUGUAUAUGUGGCGUCGGUGGAGACCGACCGUGGUGUGAAGGAACAGUUGAGGCUCUACGAUACCAGGGGGCUCCACGAUGGACUGGACCUCCCCAAGCACUAUUACUCUGUGGCAGAUGGCUUCGUGCUUGUCUACAGCGUCGACAGCAUGGAGUCCUUCAAGAAGGUGGACGUACUGAAGAAGGAAAUAGACAAGUCCAGAGACAAGAAAGAGGUGAUAGUCAUCGUUCUGGGGAACAAGGCGGACCUACGGGAACAGCGUCAGGUGGACCAGGAGGCGGCCCAGCAGUGGGCCAGAGGAGAGAAGGUGAAGCUGUGGGAGGUGAGCGUCGCCGAGCGCGGCUCUCUCAUCGAGCCCUUCACGAUGCUCACCAGCCGCCUCACCCAACCUCAGAGCAAGUCUGCGUUUCCUCUGCCCGGCCGCAAGAGCAAGGGCAUACCCGCCAACGACAUGUGAACUGGAACGCCGCCCCUCUUCCAUUUCUGUUCUACCCGCUUUUCAACUCGUCCUGUCCUGUCCUGUCCUGCCCUGCGGUGGGACUGAACCUACUUUAAGAUCCAUCUCAAGCGCCUGAACUGAGGUAUAGUAAUACUUGAAGUGUGGCCCGGCAGCAAUAAUACGUGUAUUGCCAUCUUUUGUAACGUGUGGUUUCGUACUAAACGUCUGGCGUUCACUGCACUCCGGUGUGGCCGAGCCUUGAAUCAAAACGGGCCCGUCACCCUAAAUUUUAGCUAGUCGCCCAUCUAGCGGUAGAAAUGUAAGUAUUAGAGAUAGAAUUUAUUUUUUAACUAAUUUAUUUUGUCACUUAAAUGAACCACAUUCCUGAACGUUUAGUGAGAGGGCAGUAGAGCAUUGUGAAGAACAAACGGUACUGUUUUAAUUUGUCCUGUGUAUUUCUACAGCUUAAUAAACGAUGCACCGCCGGUUGUACGAAGUGUUCUGAAUCAUGGCGACCGAUGAACGCUGUAGUCCCGAUGACCGGGGUUAUUUUACCGACAGCAGGUUAAGCCGGUGCUUGCUGCGUCGGUGUGUUUGAAUCCCAGAGAAACGUUUGAAAUAAAAGGCUCCGUGCCGCCGUCGGCACCAAGCUAAAACCAA